AUGUUUCAUCUGCACAAGGGCAAGCACAAGCACAAGCACACAGAGCCCGCAAGCCACGUCAGGGCCCCUUUCAAGCCGGCGGGCGGCGACGGGCUGGCGGACGCCGCCCGUGGUGCGCAUGACCAGAACGCCCCAGCACCGCGCGCUGGCGCGUCGCACCCCUCAGCCGGGCAGCACCCGACGGUGCACGCCGUCGCCGCGGCGCCUUCAGACCUCACUCUGGAUGGCGACGAGAGCGCACAGACAACCGGGACGGCGCGCGAGGGCGACCAGCACACCGCCCUCGCGCCCGACACGCCGCUGCCAACAACACCCCUUCCCGCCGACAAGGGGCGCACAGCCCUGACGCGCGACGCGGUGCCGGCCGCCCGCACAACUGGCGACAAGGCAGUAGAGAGGGCGGCCCCGACCCUGGACAUGGGGCUGUUUCUGGAUGAAGAGGCGCUGCUGGCCGCGUCGACGUUCCCGAUUCGCCCGGCUGAGCUGGUGGAGGUGGCCAAGGGGAUCCUGGCCAAGGGGGUGCACAAGUGCCAGGACCAGCUGGCCGAGGACUUUGCCUUCUCUGCGCCCUUCAUCGGGCCCCUGGACAAGCAGGGUUUUGCGUCCACUAUGGAGUACCUGGACCUGGAGUCAGCUUUCCCUGACAUGCAGGCUCGCAUCUACCACGUCAGAGUGGACCCCCUGGAGCCCCACCGCGUUUGGCUGACCAACCGCCCAGUCGGCCGCCAUCUGGGCUACCUGCGCGCGCGAGCGCCGGCCCCGCUCCCGCCCACCGGCAAGCUGGUGGAGCUGCCUCCGCAGACCAGCAGCCUCACGUUUGAUGAGCAGGGGAAGGUGACGUCAUUCACCAUGGGCUACGUCAUGGAUCGCCGGGUUGGGAAUAGCGGCGGCCUGGGGGGUGCGUUCGGCCUGCUGUGGGCCGUAGGCGCCGCUUUCCCAUACCCAGAGGGCCGGCCGUGGGAAGCCAGCUGGCAGCAGCGGCUCUUCAACGCCAGCAGCCCUUGGGCCAAGGCAGCCGCGUUCCUCAUCGACCGCCUGUCCAGCGCGCUGCUGCCCUCUUGGUUCACCGUCAGCCAUUCGCGCAACACCGGCUGA
Molecule: messenger RNA, 1095 nt
Organism: Monoraphidium neglectum
Lineage: Eukaryota; Viridiplantae; Chlorophyta; Chlorophyceae; Sphaeropleales; Selenastraceae
Exons: 9
Coding region: 1-1095 (364 amino acids)
Source: RefSeq, a predicted model, not a curated record